This is a messenger RNA of Dendronephthya gigantea, 1495 nucleotides long. Its product is annotated as G-protein coupled receptor 161-like. Bases 307 to 1410 code for a protein of 367 amino acids. Gene Ontology annotation, cellular component: membrane. Gene Ontology annotation, molecular function: G protein-coupled receptor activity. The record is from RefSeq and is a predicted model, not a curated record. Lineage: Eukaryota; Metazoa; Cnidaria; Anthozoa; Malacalcyonacea; Nephtheidae. Gene Ontology annotation, biological process: G protein-coupled receptor signaling pathway. The transcript is spliced from 3 exons.
CGUAUUUUUCAUGACAGAGAAUUAUAAAGCCGCGUAUUUGAAUGAGCCAUAUAUGAUAUAACUUUUCUUUCUUGUUCGCUUCGGGGAAUGAUUUGCUACAGCUGAUUAUGGAGUAAAACUAAGAUACCUGCCAAUCUUACAGGAAGAUCAUAAGUUUUAUGACGCAUACCAAUUGCUAAUAUUUCCUUGGUGAUUACAAGUACCUCGGCAAGUACAAGAGGAAAGUGAAAACCGAGAUAUUUCUGGAAUCUGCCCACAGUCUCGCUGCAAGUGAAGGACUGGCUGAUUAGAAUUAGCUUCAGAAAAAUGAGGGGACUUAAAAGCAUUGGAAAUGGUACAAGUUUGGAAUUUACUCCAUCGCCAGGAGUUUAUGUCCUUGUUGUCGUUGUGAUCCUGACUGCAGUUGCAUCUGUGAUUGGCAACGUCUUGGUUCAGAUCGCUUUUUGGAGAACGAGAUCUCUUAAAGUGUCUUCACCAGCAAUUCUUGUGAUGGUUUUAGCAUUAGCCGACUUUGGUAUGUCUGUAUUGGUGAUGCCUUUCGUUGUCAGCACAGCAUUGCACGGCAAGUGGUCUCAAAGCCACGAGCUUUGUGUGGCAUCAGGAUUUUUAAAUACGUUACUGACUGCCAUUCAAUUUGGCGUGCUGUUCAGCAUCAGCAUUAACAGAUUUAUGGCAAUUUCCUAUCCACACAGAUAUCUACUUAAAUGGAAAACUUCAACGACAUACGCCAUGGUAUUUUUGGUCGUGGUUCAUAGUUUACUGUGGUCAAUAAUGCCGUUCUUAGGAUGGGGUGGUUACGAGUACAUUCAGGGUACACUGUUUUGUAAUAUAAACUGGUCUCACCACAAAGCUCAUUCUAUCAGUUUACUGGCAUUCUGCUACAUAAUCCCUGCUCUUAUUGCAACCAUCUUGUACAUUACUGUUUAUAUCAAAAUUCGGAGGAUUGGCCAAAGUCCUAUCGCGCAAUUAAGAAUGAGCAGUCAACUGGACUUGAGAGCAAGAAUCGAGAGAGAAAACGACAGCUUGUCUGUUGAUGGUCAUUCAAAGAUCAGCGUUAACGAUCUUUCUUCAUCGCCCUGUAAGAGAGAUAACAUAAAUGGUAGCAGAUACUCGAUAAACACCAUCAAUCAUAAAUUUCGCCGUCAUCGAACACGCGAGUCCCGCGUGACAACAAGUCUGUUAAUGGUUGCAGCUGCUUUCGCCAUCUUCUGGUUACCAAGGGGACUAGUGAACUUCAGUGCUGUCGUGAGCGGGCGAGACUCAGUACCCACGGCUGUGGAGUAUCUCACAUCAGUGUUCAUAUUCAUGUCCAGCUUUGUUAAUCCUAUUAUCUACGCUUUGUUUCACUAUGAAUAUAACAAAGCGUUUAGAAAAAUAUUACGAUGUAAUUUCAUAGUAAGUAGAGGCUAAAACUGGAGUACAAUAUUUCACCACAACAAUGCAACUCAAUAUAAAAUACUAUUCUAUUCACUGAGGGGAAUAUUUCAAGAGGAAU